CAGACUCCCUCUUGGAUGCAUGGUUCUGUGCUUAUUUUUGCCUUUUUCUCCCUGUCACAAUCAAGGUCUGGGAUGGCAGGAGAAAGGUUUUAAAUACAGAUGCUUUUACAUCAUGUUGAAGCCCUUGAAAUUCUUCUUCAAGGUCUAUGUGGUGUUCAUAGAGAACGUUUAAGGAUCCAUGAAAUGUGCUUAAAAAGUGGACCAAACCUAGGACUUGUAGCUUCAGAGGUUCGACUUUUAUGCGAUCUUGAGCAGCCUGAACCCGCUUGGACUGUUAAACAUGUGGGGGGUGCAAUGAGAGGUGCCGGCGCUGAACAAAUUUCUGUCCUGGUGAGGACCAUGGUAGAAAGCAAAGCAAGCAAGAAUGUGCUCCGCGUGUUUUAUGCACUUGGCUAUAAGUUAGAUCAUGAACUGCUAAGAGUGGGAUUUGCCUUCCAUUUUCAAAGAGGAGCUCAGAUUACCAUUACAGUGUCCUCAGUUAAUAAGAUGCUCAAACUGCAUGCAACCGAUGAGGCAGUGCCUGUGACCCCAGGCAUUCAACUGGUUGAAGUGACAGCCCCUGCAUCAUCUGAAAACUACACUGAAGUUGUUGCUGCAAUGUCAUCUUUCUGUGAAUAUCUUGCACCGUAAGGGCUGAAAUUUUUAAUGUUUUAUUGCCGAUUAGUGUA
Messenger RNA from Ilex paraguariensis (yerba mate), 668 nucleotides. NCBI's taxonomy places the organism in Eukaryota, Viridiplantae, Streptophyta, Magnoliopsida, Aquifoliales, Aquifoliaceae. The record is from the annotation of a GenBank genome assembly.